This is a messenger RNA of Ceratotherium simum simum (southern white rhinoceros), 1503 nucleotides long. It is a transcript of the gene KIN, whose product is annotated as Kin17 DNA and RNA binding protein. Gene Ontology annotation, biological process: DNA damage response; DNA replication. Gene Ontology annotation, cellular component: nucleus. NCBI's taxonomy places the organism in Eukaryota, Metazoa, Chordata, Mammalia, Perissodactyla, Rhinocerotidae. Gene Ontology annotation, molecular function: double-stranded DNA binding. The record is from RefSeq and is a predicted model, not a curated record.
CUUCCGGUUGGCAGGGCGCUGGGCUCCAGAAAGUUGUUGCUGCGGUGGUCGCGAUGGGGAAGUCGGAUUUUCUUACCCCUAAGGCCAUCGCCAACAGGAUCAAGUCCAAGGGGCUUCAGAAGCUGCGCUGGUAUUGCCAGAUGUGCCAGAAGCAGUGCCGGGACGAGAAUGGCUUUAAGUGUCAUUGUAUGUCCGAAUCUCAUCAGAGACAACUAUUGCUGGCUUCCGAAAAUCCUCAGCAGUUUAUGGAUUAUUUUUCAGAGGAAUUCCGAAAUGACUUCCUGGAACUUCUCAGGAGGCGCUUUGGCACUAAGAGAGUUCACAACAACAUCGUCUAUAACGAGUAUAUCAGCCACCGAGAGCACAUCCACAUGAACGCCACUCAGUGGGAGACUCUGACUGAUUUUACCAAGUGGCUGGGCAGGGAAGGCUUGUGCAAAGUAGAUGAGACACCAAAAGGCUGGUAUAUUCAGUAUAUAGAUAGGGACCCAGAAACUAUCCGCCGGCAACUGGAACUAGAGAAAAAGAAGAAGCAGGACCUUGAUGAUGAAGAAAAAACUGCCAAAUUUAUUCAAGAACAAGUGAGAAGAGGUCUGGAAGGGAAAGAACAGGAAGCCCCUGUUUUUACAGAAUUAAGCAGAGAAAAUGAUGAAGAAAAAGUUACAUUUAAUUUGAAUAAAGGAGCAUGUAGUUCAGCAGCAACAUCUUCCAAAUCAAGUUCUUUGGGACCAAGUGCGUUGAAAACAAUAGGAAACGCAGCUUCAGUGAAACGAAAAGAAUCUUCCCAGAGCUCAGCUCAAUCAAAAGAAAAGAAGAAGAAGAAAUCUGCCCUCGAUGAAAUCAUGGAGAUCGAAGAGGAAAAGAAAAGAGCUGCCCGCACAGACUACUGGCUACAGCCUGAAAUCAUUGUGAAAAUUAUAACCAAAAAACUUGGAGAGAAAUAUCAUAAGAAAAAGGGUAUUGUUAAGGAAGUAAUUGACAAAUACACAGCUGUUGUGAAGAUGAUUGACUCCGGAGACAAGCUGAAACUGGACCAGACUCAUUUAGAAACAGUAAUUCCGGCACCAGGAAAAAGAAUUCUUGUUUUAAAUGGAGGCUACAGAGGAAAUGAAGGUACCUUAGAAUCCAUCAAUGAGAAGACGUUUUCAGCUACUAUAGUCAUCGAAACUGGCCCUUUAAAAGGACGCAGAGUGGAAGGAAUUCAAUAUGAAGACAUUUCUAAACUUGCCUGAGUUUGAAAAUUUGUUAACAGCACAUUAAAAUCCUAAAGCAUCAAAUUGGUGUUCUCCAAGGCAUUAUGAGACUCUACUGUGUUAGGGUGUUUCUUUUGUAUAAAACAAAUGGAUUUAUUUAAAUAUUACUGUAUAGUUGUUUAGCUAAACUUAUAGAAAAAUCUAUGUUUCAUGAAGUAUCAAAACUAUAUAAUUUUGUCCUUGUUAUUUUUGUGUCCUUUAUAAUAUUUCCUUGAUGAUUUUUAUCUUCAUUAAAAGAAUGUUAUUGUAA